AUGGCUGUAAAUACACGGAAAAAGUAUCGAUAUCCGGGUUAUGGUGUUACGACAUCCCGUAUAACCCGGAGCUUACUCAUCGCUCUCUUGUCAACAUCGCGAGACAGUGUGCAGGACGUACGUAGGACCAUGUCGUUUGAUGAGGCUCGCAAGAUGUUCGAAGCAGGGUCCGAGCAGCAAGCGAAAUCUGAUACACAAAGGUUGAGCACGUCCGAGUCACAAAGUCCGCGCUCUGUACUCAAGCAGCACAUUAAGCAACACCAGGCUAUGGCUGGAAAUGGAAAGCCAAAGAUUAUAAAAGUGAAACCCGAGGGUCUUAUGAUGGCGUCUGGGAACAACACUUUUGGGUUAGCAAAACGAACACCACCAGAGAAAAAGAUCACUCACAAAGACAACGUGUGUCUUCAUCAACUUGGGAAGGAGGACAAGGAAAAGGUUGCCAGUAUUGCUGCAAUGGCCGCAUCUGGAGCAUUGAAGCGAGACAAAACGAAGGAGACACCGGUUGCUGUUAAUAACAAUGAGACAACGAGCUCAUCUGUAUCUUCGUUACUAAAACGUUUUCAACAAAAUAGUGAUGCAAGCGUUUUGCCUCAACAGACGAGUGAACAUUGCACCGUUGAAGCGAACAGAGGAAACGGCUUGUCUGGAAGUCCACCUGAAAAGCCGGUUGUUGUUUCACAGUCUGCCAAUGAAAGCGGUAGACAUUCAGGUACUUUCAAACGACCGGAAAAGCCCGCUGUUCCUGAAAAGCCCGCUGUUCCUGAAAAACCCGCUGUUCCUGAAAAACCGGUUCUUUCUGUUUCUCCGAGAAUAAACAAGCCGGUAUGUCCACCAAAACCUAUAGUUGUGCGCUCUCUUGGAUCUGACCCUAUUGACUUUAUAAAUGUUAAUAAAAAGCAGAAGCCUAAAGUUGGCAGUUUGGGAAGUGCUGUUUCUCCAAAGCAUCAUUCCCUGUCUCCUCCCACGUCAUCGUCAUCACAUUCAGCUGUCGUAUUGAAACCUAACUAUUUGCCUCCUCUUCCUCCUUCUGACAAGACUUUAUCACUACAACGACAGUCAAAAGGCGAUGCUGUCUUAGAAGCACCGGUUGUACAGUUAAGACCGAGAUCUGGAAGUGUUCCGGUAGAUAUAGAUCCUGAUGGUGCUGAUCCACCCGAGUUAGAGCAACUACAUCGACGAACGAUGAUCGAUGAUCAAAGUCCUGAAUUGUCACCUAAGUCGCCACUCAGACCAGUGGCCAACAGCUUUAACGAUGACUCAUUCAGUGAUUCGAGUAGUGAAGAAAGUGAUCAAGCUCAGGGUAAUAAUGAUGCAUACAUGAAUAUGGUUUUUGAUACGAAGGCGAGCAGUCGGCCCGAAAGUGUGUCGUCAGAAGGCACAUGCCAGACGGAGGAAGAGAAACGGAAAGCAAAGCUGUUUAAGAUUGCUGAAGAAAUUCUGUUAACCGAAAGAACGUAUGUAGGCAGCCUGAAGCUUUUGGUUGAGGGUUUUCGUGGGGCAAUACUGGAUGCGAACAAGGCUUCAACGAGACCAAUCAUUCCAGACACUGAAAUAGUUCGAAUAUUCUCUCAUCUUCCCGAGAUCUACCAACUGAAUUCCAAUCUCUUGUCGGAACUAGAAACGAGGAUUGCCAACUGGACUGAGAUUGAGCGAAUCGGAGACAUUCUGCUACAUUUUGCUCCAUUUCUAAGAAUGUAUGCUACAUACACAGCACAGUUUGAAGAGUGCGUCAAGACACUAACUCAUUGGAAUAAGAAAGAGGAACGUUUCCAGCGACUUGUCAGGGACUUUGAGGCUUCACCUGAAUGUCGACACUUGGCCAUCUCACAUUACAUGCUUGAGCCUGUGCAGAGGAUACCACGAUACAAAUUGCUAUUGGAAGAUUACCUAAAACGACUUCCUGAGGAUGCUGAAGAUCGUCCUGAUGCUGAAAAAGCGUUGAAGGUUAUUUCGGAGGCUGCUACUCAUGCUAAUCAACGAAUGAAACAACUGGAGUCAUUUCAGAAGUUGAUGACCGUACAAGAAAGGCUUGCAGAUGGCGUGGACUUGGUUGCACCAGGACGUACAUUUUUAAAGGAAGGUUAUCUCAACAAAGUGUCAAGGAGAGGAUAUGAUCGGAGAAUGUUCUUUCUUUUUAAUGAUUUGUUGAUACAAUGCUCGGUAGCCACUGGGAGUUUUAAACUACGACGCAAACAAGAGCUCGAUGGGAUGAGGGUUGAUAUUCCUAGUGUAACAGACGUACCAAAUGCAUUCAAUGUGAUCUCAACACAGCAGAAAUCAUUCAUGGUGUCUGCAUCAACUCCAGAAGAGAGGGACGAAUGGGUCAAAGUGCUGUCUACAGCUAUCAAAGAGCAGGGUAGGAAACUCAAUUCGCUGAAGAGGCAGUCGUCGCAGAUGAUAGAGUCGGUAGAAGAAAUCGGUGCCCAAGCUCCCGUCUGGCUGCCGGACAGUAGCGCAACCAUGUGUAUGGAGUGUGGCCGUCACUUCACACCACUUCGACGGCGACAUCACUGUAGAGGGUGUGGCAGGAUUCUCUGUUCAGAUUGUUCACGAAAUAAGGCAUACUUGAAGUUCAUGAAGCGAGAUGACCGAGUUUGUGAUCUCUGUUAUUUCAAGCUAAAUCAUGGUGUGUGGCCACAACACGUGAUGGACAAACAGGUUGAUUCGUUGUCGUCACAGAAGGAGAAGGGAGUUAGAGAUAUUAAAGCCCACACUGAAGGUGCUCAGAAAAUCGGAUAUGCAUAUUGUCGGAAGGGACUGAGAGGAGGAUGGACGCGGCAGUGGUUGCAGCUGAAGGAUUUGGCUUUGUAUUUCUUUAAAGCACACGAGGAUGUUAAGGCAUUUGACAGCAAGCCCCUGCCGGGGUAUUCCAUUACAGAGGCUCCCAAGAAUGAAGCACGGGACAAAGACCUAGUCAUCAAGGUAUCUCAUAUGACUCUCAAGGCUGACUUGCUCUAUCUGAGUCUCGAUUCGGAGGACGAGUACUCAAGCUGGAUGGAUGCUCUUUCGAAGGCAACGAGAGGAGAAAUGGAAUGAACCCAUCAUCACAACAAUCGAUUCUUGUCUCUAUUCGUACAUAUAACCUCAUCAAUUUGUGUUACAUUUUCAUCGAUCGGAGGUAACUAAAUGUGUUCAAGCAUAUUAUAACGAGUUGCCAGUGUCACUAGUGAUUCAUUGAUUGACUCUAAUGCAAAGGCGUGUCAGCCUUUUCUAUGUACGUUUUCUCAAAUUUGUUUAAUUAAAUUGCCUCUUGGCGACUCACUGACUAACACAUGAGCUACUCGCUAUUAGUCACCAUCUCAUGCUGAUCGAGUUGUUUGUCGUUAGUGAUACUGUGUGUGGCAUUAAUCAGACUGAGUUGUUACUACCUAAGUGUGGUGUACACAUAUUUGUUUACUGAAGGGUAAACACAGCUUGGCAAUGCCUUGUAAUGCUGUGGAUGGUGUGAGCUUUAUGAGGCAUUGGUUGUCUACAGUCAUAAUAUUGUUAAGUAGUCACUAAGGCAAUAUUGGAUUGGAGACUAUGUGAGUCUGUCUGUCCCGGUUGGGGCGGUGUGGUGUAAGCAAUUGUUAGCAAGGUGUUUGUGCUCAUAAGUGAGUAUCAUACCUCUUUCUCAAUUUUGGUCGUGCCCACCUGUGUGUUUCUCUCUGUCUCGGUGUGUGUGUGUGUGUGUGUG
Molecule: messenger RNA, 3676 nt
Organism: Corticium candelabrum
Lineage: Eukaryota; Metazoa; Porifera; Homoscleromorpha; Homosclerophorida; Plakinidae
Product: FYVE, RhoGEF and PH domain-containing protein 6-like
Exons: 23
Coding region: 1-3036 (1011 amino acids)
Cellular component (GO): cytoplasm
Molecular function (GO): metal ion binding; guanyl-nucleotide exchange factor activity
Source: RefSeq, a predicted model, not a curated record